ACCAGGCAAAGAGCUUGCGUUCAGUUUGGCCACCGCAGAAUAUUUAUUCUGAAAUCUCCAUCGCUCGUUUUCCAAUCACACAAAAAGCAAAGCAAAGACAAAGCCAUGGCGCCGCCUCCUGGACCUUACUCCGGCACCAGCACUCUCGCUCUCGUAGCUCGUGCAUCUGCUUUCUCUUUUGGACUUGUUUAUGGGAGCUUUAAGCUCAAGUACCUCAAGAUGAAGGCGAAGUCUCAAAGGAAAGCUGAAGCAAAGGCACACCAUUGAAGCAGGGUCGGGUUUUGUUCAUAGUCGAUCACAUGCGUAACAUGAGGUUUUUUUCCUUCAAUAAUGCAGUAGCUAUGGGAUUGCCCCAAUGUUUCAUUUCGGCCUGCAGCUUUUAAUGGACCGUGGCGAACUGCCAAUUUUUUUGUUGUAUAGUUAUCAACUUGGCUAUUUCUAAGUGAUAAAAUCUGUUCACUUGGUGUUCUUUCUUGAAUCA
Hibiscus syriacus is the source of this 481-nucleotide messenger RNA. RefSeq lists its product as uncharacterized. Bases 106 to 267 code for a protein of 53 amino acids. The record is from RefSeq and is a predicted model, not a curated record. Gene Ontology annotation, molecular function: proton transmembrane transporter activity. The transcript is spliced from 3 exons. Lineage: Eukaryota; Viridiplantae; Streptophyta; Magnoliopsida; Malvales; Malvaceae. Gene Ontology annotation, biological process: proton motive force-driven ATP synthesis.